AUGUUGCAACCGCCUCGAGAGCCGGCCUCGAGGCCGCUCAGCAUAAGAACAACUGGCACCACCGCGACUCAGGGCGACAAGACUGGAGAAACCUGGAAGAUGAACGUCACCGCCGAAAACUGCUGGGAGGACCUUAUACUUACCCUGGAUGGCGGGGGUAUACGCGGCUAUUCGAGCCUCCUUAUCAUACAACAGUUAAUGCAUGAGAUCGCCGAAUGUGAGCGCCGAAUACAAGAUGAAGAGGGCCCAGUACCUGGCACCGAACGCCGCGAUUUCAAAGAGGACGAGCUACUCCCAUGUCACUACUUCGACUACAUGUACGGCACAAGCACUGGUGGACUCAUCUCUGUUAUGCUUGCUAGGUUGCGCAUGACCGUACCGCAAUGCCUCGAAAUCUAUCGUAAAGUCGGUAAUGAGCUUUUUGGGCAUAGAAGGAACAUUCUACCCCUAGCAACAAAGUACGAUCAUAAACCACUUGAAAAGGCAGUACAAGACAUUGUAAGGCAAUAUUGCAAGGAGCAUGGCAAAUGCACGGGAGACGAUUGGUACCCUUGGCGCUUGGAGGAGGAUCAAGAACAAGCGCCUAUGGAAGCAUCGGGUGUCGGUUCUCUACGAAGUGCAACCACAUGGGGUAGCGGCGCUCCAGCUACCAGUUUCAGGCCAGUGGAACGCAUAUGUCAAUCUAUUUGUCUGACCGCUAUUCAUUCUGGCCAAAUCGAUGAAGCCUAUCUUCUUCGUUCUUAUAACCACCAAUACGACCCAGAGAUCGCCCCGGCAUGGGUUACACCGUACAACACUGGUGCCGACAAGAUGAAAAUCUGGCAGGUGACAAGAGCAACUUCAGCUGCACCAUUUUACUUCGAAAUGCUCACAGCCGAGUUUGCGAAUGGUUUGAAGAAGAAUUUUAAAGAUGGUGGAAUUCGCGAGAACAACCCUUCAUAUGCUGCUUAUAGCGAACACGCCUCACUGAAGGGGGAUGACAAAGAACCAGCACUUCUGCUUUCAAUCGGAACCGGGCGUCCAGAUACAUCCAAUGACGGUUUCGCCGCCGCCUGGCCUGGACCCUUGGGCAAAGUCAAGGUACUUCAAAAGUGGAGCGAAAAGCUGGCAGUUUUCAAGAACCUCUUGAUCAAGUACACCGAAGGUGAAGACCGACACAAGAUGAUGCGCACAAUCGCCAAGGGAGAGCACCGAUGGUACAAGCGUCUGAAUGUGGACAAAGGACUUGAAGGACUACCGCUCGAUCACUGGGUGAAAGGAAAAUGGACGAACCCUCAAACCAACGAAACGAAAGUAGUGAAUGGAGGAAAAACCCUUACAAUCAUGGAGACGGUGACCAGGGCGUACCUUGAAAGAGUAACAAUUGCAAGCCCCGGAAACCUGACCGAAUACCAACCCCCCAGGAUCGUUCUCAGGCAAGUCGCCGAAAGACUAGUGCGCCAUCGAAGACUCAGAGAAGCCACUAAAGGAGAAGAUAUCAAGAGAUGGCAGACACAUAUGGGACAAUGGUUGACAGGCGAGCUUAAACCCGAAGACGCAAAAUUCGAGCGAGUUGUACCAAAGUCAAGAAAAGGCUCUCGAGCCUUUCUCUCUUCAUCACGACCCAUGACGCCUACUGGAAGAUGA
This is a messenger RNA of Bipolaris oryzae ATCC 44560, 1626 nucleotides long. RefSeq lists its product as uncharacterized. The record is from RefSeq and is a predicted model, not a curated record. Gene Ontology annotation, biological process: arachidonate metabolic process. The transcript has 3 exons. Gene Ontology annotation, cellular component: membrane. Bases 1 to 1626 code for a protein of 541 amino acids. Lineage: Eukaryota; Fungi; Ascomycota; Dothideomycetes; Pleosporales; Pleosporaceae.